Messenger RNA from Menidia menidia (Atlantic silverside), 4596 nucleotides. The record is from the annotation of a GenBank genome assembly. NCBI's taxonomy places the organism in Eukaryota, Metazoa, Chordata, Actinopteri, Atheriniformes, Atherinopsidae.
CUGCAGGAGGACCUACGCGUGACGUCAUAUACAACGAGAGAUGUUCAGGAUCCUCGGAUAGAAAGAUCCCGCGCGCCCUGGCAACCUGAUAAAUCCAGAGAGUCCAGUGAGGAGUGCAAUGGGAUCAGCGGUGCUCUGUCAGUGGAGUCUGUGCCGGGGCCAAGACUGAACUGGUGUCCUGCCAAUACCACUACCCCUGCCCCUGCCCCUGCUCCAGCUCCAGCUCCAGCUCCCACUUUGGGGCCUGAGCCCACGGCCCGCCCUCUCAGGAUGGGGGACGGCCUGGACACAGCACAGAUGUCAGGCAGCAGUAGCCAGGGGCAGACCCAGCAAAUGGGCAACCCCUUUCCUCCGGAGUGCAUCAACCCCGGCAGGCCAAAGCGCCAGACCAACCAGCUGCAGUACCUACUCAAGGUGGUGGUGAAGUCCCUGUGGAAGCACCAGUUCGCCUGGCCGUUCCAUGCUCCCGUGGACGCGAUUAAACUCAACCUGCCUGACUACUACACCAUAAUCAAAACCCCUAUGGACAUGGGAACAAUCAAGAAAAGGCUGGAGAACAGUUAUUACUUGAAUGCCCAAGAAUGUAUCCAAGACUUCAACACAAUGUUUACUAACUGCUACAUCUACAACAAGCCUGGAGAUGAUAUAGUCUUGAUGGCCGAGGCUUUAGAGAAGGUUUUCCUCCAAAAGGUUACAGAAAUGCCUCAGGAAGAAACUGAGAUCGUUGUCAUGACAGGAAAGGGACGUGGUCGGGGCCGGAGAGAAGGAGGUCUAAACUUGAAACCAGGGGCCAUCAUUGACCCCAUAUCCACAACUCCUCAAACGCGCGGCCUGUCAACACUCCCGGCAGCCCCGCAGUCUCGGGCACCAGUACAGGGCCCGCCGUCACUACCUCCCCAGCCUCUGAUGCAGGCCCUGCCUCCCCAUGUGCACCCCACGUUACCCAGCCUUGCUCCACAGCUCGGGGCUCCAUACGCCCUGGGUCAGUCAGACUGUGCUCCUCAAGUUCCCAUCAUGACUUCUGUGCCUCUCCCUGGUCAGACCCCUCUCCCUCCAGCUUCCAUCCAGAGCACAGCCCCCCUGCUGCAGACCAUGACCAAACCGAGAAAGAGCCAAAAAAGGAAAGCAGACACUACGACGCCCACAGCAAAUGACCAGCUAAGCGAGUCUUCACCGGUGGAAUCUAAGUCUGGGAAGACGCUACCCAGGCGGGAGAGCACCCGGCCCACGAAACUUCUAAAGAAGGAAGCUCCAGACUCUCAGCAUCACAUAGGCCUGGGGACAGGACUUGGUGGACCAAGUGGAGGUCUAAGCCCUAAACCACAGGAUCAGAUCGGUUACUGUGCCGGGCUGGUUCGGGACAUGCUCUCCAAGAAGCACGCGGCUUACGCCUGGCCUUUCUACAAACCUGUUGACGUCCACGCACUGGGACUGCACGAUUACCACGAUAUCAUCAAGCAUCCUAUGGACCUCAGCACCAUCAAGGCCAAGCUGGAGAACAGGCAGUACAGAGACCCCCAGGAGUUUGCUUCUGACGUUCGGUUAAUGUUUUCAAACUGCUACAAAUACAAUCCACCAGACCAUGAGGUGGUAGCAAUGGCACGGAAACUACAGGAUGUUUUUGAGAUGCGCUUUGCUAAGAUGCCCGAUGAACCUGAGAGCAAGCCCAUGGUCUCCGCCCCCGCCCCCACACUCCACCAUCCUGCCCCCGUCAAGCCUCAGCCCCCCCUGGCUCACAUGGCCUCAUCUUCUGACAGUUCCAGUGACUCGUCCUCCGAGUCGGAGUCUUCCACAGAUGACUCCGAAGAGGAGAGAGCCCAGAGGCUGGCAGAGCUCAAGGAGCAGCUCAAGGCGGUCCAUGAGCAGCUGGCUGCCCUGUCCCAACCGCAGACCAGCAAACCAAAGAGAAAAGAGAAGGAAAAGAAAGAAAAGAAAAAAGACAAACAUAAGAAGAAAGGUGCUGUGCCCGGCCUUCUAGACGAGAUCCAGGACGCUGUGCCCGUUUCCAAGAAAACCAAGACCAUCACCAAUAACAACAAAGAGAUUAACAAGAAGAAACCAAGUAAAAAAGACGGGAUUAAAAGUAAUCAUCCUUCAAGCCUGCAGCAGCUUCCCAGCCUGGAGGACGAUCUUGGAGCUCCCGGGUCAUCCAUUACAGGAGAAAAGUGCAAGCCUAUGACCUAUGAGGAGAAGAGGCAGCUGAGCCUGGACAUUAACAAGCUUCCUGGUGAUAAACUUGGCCGUGUGGUGCACAUUAUUCAGUCCAGGGAACCCUCUCUAAAGAACUCAAAUCCUGACGAGAUCGAGAUCGACUUUGAGACGCUAAAGCCCUCCACUCUACGAGAGCUGGAGAGAUACGUGUCUUCCUGCCUCCGUAAGAAGAAAAAGCUUCCAGUUGAAAAGAGUGUAGAGUCCAUGACUAGUUCCAAAAAGGCCGGGUCUUCUUCAGAGAGCAGCGGCUCUAGUUCAGACAGUGAGGAUGAAGGGACGGGAAUGAUAAAACAGCAGAAAAAGAAGAGCCAGUCUGUGAGAGACGGAAAGAAGGCCCAUCCUCACAUUCAAAUGGGCCCCGCCCAGCCCGGGCUCCAGUCCCAGGCUGGGGGCCCUCAGCCCGGCGCUCAGAUGAAGCAGCAUCAACCCUCCUCUGCCGGCUUCAUGGUCCCCCCCCCCGUCGCCGCUCUGGAGUCCUCCCAGUUACUGGAGAACAGCUUUGAGCCGCUGCCGAACUUUGGCCAGCCUCUCAUGCACAUGUCUCACCACGCCAUCAACUCCUCGUCGCCCCCACCUCCACAUCUAAACGCGCAGUCUGCUGGCCCAGUUUCUCCUGAGACACAUCCCUUCCUCAAUCAGCAUCCCGCCCUUACGUCCCCAGCUCUACACAGCUCCAUUCUUAGUUUUGAACUGAUGUGUGGUUUUCCUCCAGCUCUACACAGUUCCAUGCCUCAGCAGCCUUCCCGUCCCAGUCACAAGGCGGCACCUCUUCAUCCCAAAUCCCUUCAACAGCAGCAAGCACCCGCUCAGCCGCAGCCAGCCCUGCAGCCGCAGCAGCAGCAGCAGCAGCUCCAGCCGGCGCCCGCCGCCCCCCCGCAGCACCAGCUCCCCUCCCAGAUCCUCCACCCCUCUCAGCCCCUGCCCCAGCGGCCCAUGUCCCCGCCUACGCUCACCCCUCAAGGCCUGCUGUCUUCGCAGCCCCCCCAGCUGCUCCUGGAGGACGACGAGGAGCCGGUGUCCAUCACGCCCAUGAGCCAAAAGCAGCUGUACCUGCAGCAGCAGCAGUUCCAGCAGCCUCGGCAGACGCAGCAGGCGCUGCAGGCGCUGCAGGCGCAGCUGCGCCAGCAGCAGCAGCAGCUGCAGCAGGCGCAGGAGUCCCUCCUGCAGGCCGGCCAGGGCCAGCCCCCGCUCUCCGGUCAGCCGUCGCUGUCCGCCCCCCAGCUGCCCCUGCAGUCGCAGGCUCCGCCCGCCCCACCCCACCAGGCCCUGCCCCCACAGAUAGCCCCCCACCCGGCCCGCCACAUGCAGCAGCAGCAGCCGCAGCUGAACUACCAGCAGGGUCCCGGAGUCCCCGUUCAGUUCCAGGGCUCCCAACACAAGCUGCCCAUGCCCUCCAACAAAGCACAGCAGAUCAUCCAGCAGCAGCAAGAGCAGCCCUCCCCUCGCCCGGCCAAAGCCGACCCCUACAACGCCGGUCACAUGAGGGACAACCCAUCGCCCCCUAUGAUACAUUCCCCACAGCUGCCCCAGUACCCCCCCGUGUCUCACCAGUCUCCACCUCACAAUAUGCAGCCCAAAAAGCAGAGAGCCCCCGGAAGCCAAGGGGUCAUAAAAGAGGAGAAGCUUCCUCCAUCGCCAGUGAUGAGAGGGGAACCGUUUAACCCCGCAAUGAGACCGGACCACCACAAACAUCCCGAAAACAAACCCGGCCAGCCAGGCCACAGCCAACAGAAUGUGAAGUCCAUGGACAGCUCUCGACCCGUCAUCCGCUCGUCCGAGCCCAGCGGGCCCCCCCCCUCCCUGCUGGACAAAGAUAAGUUCAAACAGGAACCCAAGACCCCCAUUGCUCCGAAAAAGGACAAGCUGAAGAGCAUGGGCCCCUGGGCCAGCCUGGCCCAAAAGUCCACAUCUACGCCCUCAUCCGCGGUCAAGUCCUCAAGUGACAGCUUUGCGCUGUUUUGCCGUGUUGCUCGAGAGAAAGAGGAGAGGGAGAAGGCCCUGAAGGCGGAGAAAGACAGGCUGCGAAGGGAGCAGGACAAGCGAGGUCGGGAUGAGGAAGAGGUGAUGGAGCCCAGCAGAAGGGUGCACGAGGAGCCCCGCAGGCGUCUGGAGCCCCAGCAUGUCCCGGCCCCCCCACAGACGCAGCCCCCCCCGCCGCCGGCGCAGCAGGAGCCCCCGCCGCCCGCCGUCCAGCAGCCCCCCCAGCCCCCCACCCCACCCCAGCCCACCACACAAAACCAGCUGGACCAGCAGAGGGAGCUGGCCCGGCAGAGAGAGCGGGAGAGGAGGUGGCGGGAAGCGAUGGCAGCAACCAUCGACAUGAAUUUCCAAAGUGACUUAAUGGCUAUCUUUGAGGAGACCUGUUUCGACGAGAGGAGCAACUAA